Hyposmocoma kahamanoa is the source of this 2198-nucleotide messenger RNA. Its product is annotated as tetratricopeptide repeat protein 5-like. The transcript has 8 exons. Gene Ontology annotation, molecular function: protein binding. The record is from RefSeq and is a predicted model, not a curated record. The coding region runs from base 15 to 1376 and encodes 453 amino acids. NCBI's taxonomy places the organism in Eukaryota, Metazoa, Arthropoda, Insecta, Lepidoptera, Cosmopterigidae.
UCUGUUCACCCACGAUGUCGCGUGAUUCAGAAGAUGAAAUUCUUACAGAUGUAUUGGAAAACGCAGCUGAAGUCGUGGAAGACCUGUCGAAAGAACUGGCAGAGCUGUACCAGUACAGAGAUCUGUUUUUUGAAAAUCAUCCUUUAGAGCUUGCUAAUGAAAAAAACAAGUUUGUUGAUCAGAAGAAGGAUGUUAUCCUUGAAAAAUUUGAGAAUAUUGAUGUAGACUCCCAGAUACCUCUAUCGCUUCGUGCUCAAUUCCUGUACCUCAAAGGCCGAUGUUACAACAUAAGUCCAACAUAUGAUGCACGAGCCACUCAAAGCCUUAGCAAAGCAGUAAAACUAAACCCACAUUUGGUUGAUGCGUGGAACGAGCUUGGGGAGUGCUAUUGGAAGAACAUGAAUGUUAAGGAUGCAAAGGCUAGCUUUGAAGGAGCUCUUAAACAUGAACGAAAUCGUCUCUCCCUCCGUUGUCUCUCAAUAAUUCUCCGUCAAGAAAGUGGCGCAAAUAAACGUGGGGAAGCAACGGCAACAAUUUUCAAAAGUGUGGAGUUGGCUAAGGAAGCUGUAGCUUUAGACCCAAAAGACGGUGUAUCGUGGACUAUUCUGGGAAAUGCUUAUUUGUGCCAAUUUUUCAUGGUAGCUCAGGACACAGUGACUUUAAAGGCUUGUCUAAGCGCUUAUAAGCAAGCCUGGGCUGAUCCUAUCGCUAAGGGGCAACCAGAUUUGUAUUAUAACAGGGGGAUUGCUUUAAAAUACGAAGAGUGCUACGACGAGGCACUGGAAAGUUUCGACUACGCCUGUCGCCUCGAUCCGCCAUGGGAGCCUCCAAAGCUAGAACUGAAUAUGCUACGGCAAUAUGUUCACGGGACCAAUGACCUCGUACGAACUAAGGGCAAGAUUAAGACAAAGAAGUUGUUACAAAUGGUGCAGUCGAUAGACAAAAAGAUGAUCGCUCCCUAUGGUCCAGACACGAAGCAUACAGUGGGUACUCGCAAGAACGUGACGUUCGAGCAGGUUCGCCUCGACGCGUUGCAAGAGGGAGACAAUGAGGGCAAAGUUCUCCUGGGCAGAGUCGUCGGCUCUAUUCACAGCGAGAGCGCCGUGCCUUUCACAUUCGCGAUAGUUGACGAGAGCAUGCAGUGCGUAUGCGUGACGGUGUAUAACUGGGCAGAUGGGCGCGGUGCCAUCAUCGGCGACUGCGUGGCCGUGCCCGAGCCACGUGUUAAAACACACAAACUCGAAUCACCACUUGCAACAUACAACUUCAAGUCAAUACGCGUAAACAACCCUAUGUGGUUGUUGGUGAAUGGCAAACGCGUUGGCCGCGAACAAUACGCCAGCACCAGAGUAACAAGCACGUACCAGAUUCACUGACAUACGCCAAACGACGGCGAGCUCAUCGACGAAACAUUGGUCGAACUACAUCUGCCCAAUAUGGACUUUGUGCAUAGGGUUGAGUAUUAUCGUCCAUUGAAUUUGUUGUUUGAGUUUAUCGUUGGACCCAGCACUUCGGCUCUUUAGAUAAAAGCCGUUUAUUCAAAGGUAAAACCACUCGCUAACGUCAUAUCGUAAAUACGAAUUCGGUUUUCGAAGCACGGGAUUCGUGGGUAAUAAAAUACUAAGUAAUAUCAUUAAAAAAAUUAAGUGUAAACUAGAACAAUCGCGCCUGAGUGGACAAAAAUAACAAUGAGUGCAGAAGAUCAUGGUUGUUUAUUGGUGCAUAUAAGUUACGUCAAAUAAUACUUAAUGUUUUUACUAAUGUCGUCUACAAUAUGGCGAUAUACUGUUAGCACUAACUAGCUAGAUGCUAACUUUUUUAGUGUUAUAGCUCCUUCGAUACGACUAACGUCAGAAUGAGGAAUUAUUGAGUUGGCUCAUUGACAAUUUAAUGUAUACAUAAGUUAUUUUAUAGGUUUGUUGUAAUACAGGCGUGACAGCUGCUUGAUAACAAUAUUUCUUAGUAUAGACAUAGUAUGAUAAAACAAGUAGACCGAUUCUCGAACUCUUCGAUAUUUUAACCAAAUCGUUCGAUUGGAUAUCGUUCUCGAAUCAAAGGGGGCUUUCCGAGUUAUUCAGAACAUUAGAGUUAAACGUUGGAUUCGGAUUCGGAUACGAUAUCGUUAUCCAACAACGUUUACGGAGUUAGUCGGUGAAAUAGAUUAUAAGAAAAAUGAAAAUUCUUUUUAUAUACAUUUU